GUGUAGACGUUCCUCCAUCAACAGGCUUUGCUUACUACUACUACUCCUUACACUGGAUAGCAAAGUCAGCCGCCCCCGCCAGACAUGAGCACCCCGAGUAGCGGAGAGAGGACUUGUAGCCGUCUCACUCGCCAACGCUUCAGCUCACCCCUGAUUGAGGUCGUUCUCUGUGUUGUCCAGCCACAAGCGCACCGCCACCGCGUUGCCCUCCCGGCACUGAGUGAAAAUGUCGUCCAUAGCAGCGUCCCGGCACAGAGACCCCGGGACUGGGGAAGCCUCGGGGGACUGAGGGAGAACAGAGACAAGAGAAUGACUCUCUGUGGACGCAAGCGCCGCCAUCUCUUGGCCACAUUACGGGCUCUGGAAGCAGCAUCUCUCUCCCAACAAACCCCCAGCCUACCUGGCAGUGACUCUGAGGAGGAGGAGGAGGUAGGAAGGAAGAAGAGACACCUCCAAAGGCCCUCACUUGCCAGCGUCUCAAAGGAAGUAGGGAAGAAAAGAAAAGGGAAAUGUCAGAAACAGGCGCCAUCCAUCAGUGACUCUGAGGGGAAAGAAAUAAGAAGAAAAUGCCACAGACAAGCUCCUCCUCUUGGUGGGGUCUCUGCUGGAGAAGAAAAAGGAAAGAGAAAAUGCCAGGAAUAUUCCUCUUUACACCUAACCCAGCCCCUGGACAGUGUUGACCAAACAGUUCACAAUUCCAGGACGAGUACUGCUACAAUUGACCCAUCCAAGCCAAGCCCUGAGUCUAUGUCACCUAACUCCUCACACACCCUGAGCCGCAAGCAGUGGCGGAACCGGCAGAAAAAUAAGCGGAGACACAAGAACAAAUUUCGGCCACUCCAGACACCAGAGCAGGCUCCUCCCAAGGCUUCCAUAGAGGAGACUGAGGUGCCUCCUGUCCCAAAGUCAGAUAGUCAAGAGUCUAGAGCUGGAGCCCUGCGAGCACGCAUGACACAACGCCUGGAUGGGGCCCGAUUUCGCUACCUUAAUGAACAGUUGUACUCAGGGCCCAGCAGUGCUGCCCGACGCCUAUUCCAGGAAGACCCUGAGGCUUUUCUCCUUUAUCACCGUGGCUUCCAGAGACAAGUAAAGAAGUGGCCACUGCACCCAGUGGACCGUAUUGCCAAAGAUCUCCGCCAGAAGCCUGCAUCCUUAGUGGUAGCUGACUUUGGCUGUGGAGAUUGCCGCCUAGCUUCAAGUGUCCGGAACCCUGUGCACUGUUUUGAUUUGGCUUCUCUGGACCCCAGGGUCACAGUAUGUGACAUGGCCCAGGUGCCUCUGGAGGAUGAAUCUGUAGAUGUGGCUGUGUUUUGCCUUUCACUGAUGGGAACUAACAUCAGGGACUUCCUUGAGGAGGCAAAUCGAGUGCUAAAAACAGGGGGUCUUCUCAAAGUAGCUGAAGUCAGCAGCCGCUUUGAGGAUAUUCGGACCUUUUUGGGGGCUGUGACCAAACUCGGCUUUAAGAUUAUCUACAAGGACCUGACCAACAGCCACUUCUUCUUGUUUGACUUUGAAAAGACCGGACCUCCUCGAGUAGGACCCAAAGCCCAACUCUCAGGCCUUAAACUUCAGCCCUGUCUCUACAAGCGCAGGUGACCGAUGGACACCCAUUGGAAGGGGAGAGCUCAGACUCCAGUCUCAGAACUCUGAAGACUGUAUCUACCCAGGCUAUGAGCCAGGAUCUGGUACCACCCUCCUUCUGUACCAAGAACACUGUGGUAAAGCCUCCAGCUCAGCUCUACUCUAAUGGAGCCUUCUUGGAUACAGAAAGCAUAAAAUUACUUGGGCAGGCUCAAGAAUGAGGUGUUUAUUGUGAGGGCAUGGAUGUGUCUAAUAAUUGUGGGUCACUUCAGUAUUGUGGAAACUAGUCGGCUGAGAACUGAUGGAUCUCUGGGUUUGCUUUCUCUUCAUCUCUCAGAAGGCACGUGGGCUCUCCGCUGUGUUGUCUUCUGACCAAUAUUGUCCACCUCUGCUCAUCCAUAGUUUCUGCUCCUUCAGCUUCAAGACUACAGACAGGCAGUUUUUGCCUUAUGGCAGGUCCCAAUGCUAGUUUGCCACUUGGGGCUGGGAGUUAUUUAAUUUCUUUGUUUCUUGGAGCUGGGAAUCAUCUAAUUUUUUUCUGUGUUGCUAUUGUUGUUGUUGUUGUUGUUGUUUUGAGACAGUAUCUCACACUAGUCCAAGCUGACCUCAAACAAAACAAAUGGCAAUCCUCCUGCCUCAGCCUCCUGAUUAUUGGGAACACAGGCAUGGGCCACCAUAUUUAGCUGAAGAAAUCAUUUACUUUCUGAAUAUUCUAUUUCUCAUUUGAAAAAUGUAACCUUCUUGUCUUACAGUAUGUUAAAUGGGUUCACUGAGGAAAGCUACAGCUAGAGCUGGGACUAGUAAGAGGUGCUGAAUAAACCAGCUAUGGCUAUGUGUGUCGUUGAUCUCACUGUGUCUGAUCACCCCUACUGCCUUAACGGUUGAGCAAUAAGUAAUGUAGAUGUGACCGAGAAAGACUGGGGGAGUUUGAUAUAGGCAUGUAAACGGGCUUAUUUGCUCUUUAGAGACUUAACGUGUUUGAAGCUUUCCUUGGAAGGGGGUAAUACAGAAGCUGGAAUCUGUUCAACAGCAGAAACUGAUUGGGCUGCUUAUUGGCACAGUCUGUGUGUCCUAGGAAAACUACAGGUACUGAAUAUACAAGUUCUUGGCGUAGUGCUGAGGGAAGGUGAGCUAGGUUGACACACUGAGCUCAUUCAGGAGGCGUCUGCCUUGAAACCAGGCAUAUAGGCUUGUUUACGACUUCCUAAGAAUAAGACCUAGGAGUUUCCUCUAGGAGCAAAUAGGUCUCGGGAUUUUGAACCAGUUAGAUGCCUCCAGGCCUAAAGGAAUAAAGAUUUUGAAAAAGGCC
Molecule: messenger RNA, 2890 nt
Organism: Mus musculus (house mouse)
Lineage: Eukaryota; Metazoa; Chordata; Mammalia; Rodentia; Muridae
Gene: Rrp8
Product: ribosomal RNA processing 8
Exons: 7
Coding region: 85-1596 (503 amino acids)
Biological process (GO): cellular response to glucose starvation; intrinsic apoptotic signaling pathway by p53 class mediator; energy homeostasis
Cellular component (GO): eNoSc complex; chromatin silencing complex; rDNA heterochromatin
Molecular function (GO): methyltransferase activity
Source: RefSeq, marked validated